Molecule: messenger RNA, 3537 nt
Organism: Letharia columbiana
Lineage: Eukaryota; Fungi; Ascomycota; Lecanoromycetes; Lecanorales; Parmeliaceae
Exons: 2
Coding region: 1-3537 (1178 amino acids)
Biological process (GO): protein polyubiquitination
Molecular function (GO): ubiquitin protein ligase activity
Source: RefSeq, a predicted model, not a curated record
AUGCCUCCUUGGCCGGCUCGGCUACACCUUGGUUCUCCUGCUCCAGCUCCGGGCCCAAAGUCAAGAGCUCCAAAGAGUCCGCCGCAUCGCGAAGACCAUACUGAACAGAAUACGUACCAUGACCAGCCACUUCACGGCGUGCCCGUAAUCGCUUUGACCGGAACCUCGAGUCCCUCCCGUCCAAGCCAUGGACGAUCGUACAGUCACCCUUUCCCUUCAAUCUUUGGGAGUGGAAAGAAAGCCGAGAAGAUAUCCGAAGUCGAUUACAAUGACGACGCCUUAGAGACGUUGACUGAACCCCCAUUUGUGUCUACUGGGCUUUCUUCCAAGGAUCACAUGGCAGUGAAUGGGACGUCUUUGCAGAACGGGGAAAAAGAUCUCGUAACAGGCAAAUGCAUUACUUGCGAUUCCCUAGUCAGAUGGCCCAGGCACUUGGAUGUCUUCCGUUGUACGGUGUGUCUCAUGGUGAAUGACUUGAAGCCGGGAGCAGGGUCAUCGAUGGAGGGUCGUCGGGCGGAAGGCCCAAGUACUGCCACAUCCUCCUCAUACCCAGACCUGCCCAGAAAAGUCCUGUCUCUGUCUCUCGACAGGACUCGAAACCUAAUCGACGAAUGCAUAAGUCUGUAUUUACAGUCGCGCUUGGAGCACUGUUUCGACCAACUUUCUCAGCGUGUGCAUAUUCAAAACAAACGUGAUCACAGCACAUGUUCCUCGUUACCAUUGCUUGCUGGAAAGUUUGGUCUCGCAAAUCCCAAUGUUGGACAGAUCGCCCCUACGAUGCCAUCCCCCUCUAGAGCCCCGCCGGCGCCGCCACCAUCCGCAUUGCAGGCGCCGUCGUUCAAAGUUACUAGCGCUGCAUCUGAACCUACCCCGCAGCACGCAAAAGAACCUCCUCGACUCAUGUUCCGGCCGUUGGAAAAUUAUUUAGUAGCUUGUUUCAGUGGCGUCGAAUGCCUGAAUACGUCUUUUUUGACCGUCAAAACUCAUCAAUUGCUUCGAGCUGCCAGCGAAGGUACAGUACUUGAGAAGUGUAUGACUCCAAGAGCUGAAGAUCGGUUUCCUCAUGAGACCCCUUUUCCAGAAUUAGAUGCGAAAACAUUGCUCCUUGGAGACUUCGCGGAAAACGGGACCUGGUGGACGGGAAGAAGCCAUCUAGAGCAGCUCCGAUCUCAUGGCAAUGCUCUCAAAAUAGCAGAAGGGGGUUUUGAAGAAAAAAGUAAUCUGAAGUCCCCAUGCGUCAAUUGGGCGGAGUUGGAUGAGUGGUAUCACGCGAUCGUGACUGUUGGGAGCUCCUGGAGGCAGAGACUGCAGAAAUUUCAAGGAGGGGAUUUCUUGAGCGAGAAAGGAAAGGCAAUGUUGAGAACUACAUUGACGGAAGAUCUCGCGCAGAUUGAGGAAGAUUUUGCCGAAGCUUGUGCGCAUGUCCAACGAGCGCUGCUCAAGGUGACUGAGAAUCUGCUUCGACGUCCAGGACGGCCCUUAAAAACUCCUGAAGAUUGCCGCUUCUUACUCAUACUCCUCACAAAUCCAUUGCUGUACACGCCUGAACUUGGCAAAGCAACACUGUCCACCGUCGCCAAGUCCGAAACAUCUGCUAGCCAAAGCCAGAGUACCGCCCCACGGCCGCUGAUGGCUUCUUUGCGUCAACCUUCAACGUCCGAUCGACGGUCUCCGAGCACCAGAAAUGGUAGCACAGGCAAGCACUCAGGUAUAAUCAAGCGCAUUCUAGGUCUCAUGUCAAACCUUCCAAGCGAGUGCCACCACUACCUUAUCAUAUGGUUCUCUCGAUUCUCUGAAGUGCAUUUUCGAAGAAUUGUAGAUCUCACUGGAAGUUUCGUCACGUAUCGCCUUACCAGACAGCACGGCAGGAAGCGAACUAACAGUCACGAUGAACAUGGCGGGCUAAUACCUAGUAUUUCAGGCCCAGGUCCAGGAAGCUCUGCUCAGCUCCAUGCCGCUCUUGGUAUAUCAGGGGCGCCUAAGUCACCUGACAGGAACGAUGCCGGCAUGCCAUAUGGCGAAGACUGGCAGAUAAAAGCCGCUGCAAGGGUUAUGUCUUUACUUUUCUCCGCUAACAACCAAGGCUCGUCUCGAAGACGAGACAGUACCAGAAUAUCUCCAUCUGCCGCUUGCAGAUCCAGGGCUGGCUCAGCCGCUCGAAAUCGAGCCCACCGGCACGGUCAACUUCUCCCAACCAAUGCCUUUUACAACGUUCUUUUAGAUUAUUCCGAUCUGGUAGCCGACUUCGAAGCUUGGGAGUCUCGAAGGGGAAGAUUCUCUUUCUGCCAGUAUCCCAUGUUCCUGUCCAUUUGGGCCAAGAUACGCAUCAUGGAGCACGACGCUCGUCGGCAAAUGGAGAUCAAGGCCCGCGAAGCGUUCUUUAAUAGCAUCAUGAGCCGAAAGGCAAUAAACCAGUAUCUUAUACUGAAGGUGCGAAGGGACUGCCUUGUCGAAGAUAGUCUUCGUAGCGUCAGCGAGGUCGUUGGCACAGGUCAAGAGGAGAUCAAGAAAGGCUUGCGCAUCGAGUUCCUUGGCGAAGAAGGGCUAGAUUCUGGUGGGCUUCGCAAAGAAUGGUUCCUCCUACUGGUUCGCGAGGUGUUCGAUCCGGAACAUGGCUUAUUCGUCUACGACGAAGACUCUCACUAUUGCUAUUUCAACCCUGGUACGUUUGAGACAUCGGAUCAGUUCUUUCUUGUGGGAGCGGUUCUUGGCCUCGCCAUCUACAAUUCUACUAUCCUCGAUGUUGCGCUUCCCCCAUUUGCCUUCCGAAAAUUGCUCGCCUCCGCUCCCAAUUACACUGGACCUGUGACGUCAUCUUUACGUCCGACUUCUGGUUAUACCCUGGAGGACCUGGCGGAGUUUCGGCCAACGCUCGCUAAAGGCCUAAGACAACUACUGGAAUUCGACGGCGACGUUGAGGAAACAUUCUGCCGAGACUUCGUUGCGGUUGGGGACAGAUACGGCCAGCUUCUGGAGGUCCCACUGUGUUCCAAUGGCGAAAAUAGAGCUGUCACCAACAGCAAUCGAUACGAGUUUGUAGACCUUUACAUCAAGUACCUUCUCGACACGUCUGUCGCCCGUCAAUACGAGCCUUUCAAGCGUGGCUUUUUCACAGUUUGCGGAGGGAACGCCCUCUCACUUUUCCGUCCCGAAGAGAUUGAGCUUCUUGUACGGGGCUCAGAUGAGCCUUUGGACGUGGCAACACUGCGCACGGUCGCCAUCUACGACGGUUGGGGCAAAGGCAUCAAUGCAUCCGACGAGCCUGUGGUGGACUGGUUCUGGGACGCCUUCGGAAAGGCUAGUGCCAAAGAUCAGAGGAAGCUAUUGAGCUUCAUCACCUCUAGCGACCGUAUUCCGGCCAUGGGCGCUACCAGUCUGGUCAUUAAGAUCACGUGCCUUGGGGAUCACAGCAAUAGAUUUCCCAUAGCCAGAACAUGUUUCAACAUGCUAGGUUUGUACCGAUAUCGCGAUAGAAGUGUUCUGGAGGCCAAGCUCUGGAGAGCGGUCAUUGAGAGCGAAGGUUUUGGGAUCAAGUGA